AUGAACGGCAUGGAUGAAAGCACUGAGCGACUCAGCCUUCCAUUGAUUGGAUCAGAUGAAGAACCAUCCAGGUCUCAGCAGACAGUUGAGCUCCAACUUCUAUACGACCGCCCUGACAUUUCAGCCGUGCCCUCUACCGAUGACGCGAGUGCGCAGAUGUCGAAGGAGGCGUCAUUACCUGAAAGAAAACGUCCCAACGUCGUGUCAAGACUGUGCACAUGGGUGCAUCGGCGGUUGACACUUGUUCUAAUGCUACUACUACCUUCGAUUGCCCUACUUUGUGCCAUCGGCCACUAUGGGUUCUUCCACUCCCUUGACAAAACCUUGACACAACAUCGGCGGAUCCGGCAGUCGCACGUCACUACGAUAUCGUUGGUCCUUACAACCGUCUUCAAGGCAUGCAUUGUUGGGGCCGUCGCAUUGUCAUUUGCACAGCAUUUAUGGCGUAACCUCCGCGAGGAGGCUCAUACAAUAGGUCGGAUAGAGCAAUUGUUCUCCCUACGAUCUAAUCCAUUCGAGCUCACACGACUGCGAGCGUCUUGGGAAGCACCUUUACUAUUCUCGAUGGCUAUUUUCACGUGGCUCAUACCAUUGGCCGUGAUAUACCCACCAUCUGCUCUCACUGUAUCCUUUCGGGCAUACUCGACGAACAAGGAUCUCUAUGUGCCAGUUCUGUAUCCUCUAAAUCCUAGUUCCAACCUAUCUGAUGAUAUCGGACCGGCUAAUCUCCGCUUGUACAAUGUAGACCGGUCUGCACUUGAUCACAUGAGUAUGACUUACACACGGCCGAAUGAAUCUUUGUUCAGACCAGCCGAGUCGAUUCUAAUCUCGGGAAAGAUACUGGAUUUCCCCUCACCAGCCGGAGAAAACUCGUCCUACACUCUAGAAUUCAGAGGCCCACAAUUGGAGUGCGAUGAGAAGACUAUUGAUAGUGAUGACCCCGAAAAGUUUACUAAGAAUCACUCACUUACACCGUUUACUAUUAACUGGGUACCAACGAAAAACUUAACGAUAACCCAUUUGCAAGAUCUGCGUUGGUACCCGCGUUCUGGCCAACCAUGGACUGGAAAUCGUACUGUCACGUAUAUGGGCACUGCAAACGUGCUAACAUGCAAACCAGUCUCAGUACUAUACAGUAUGGACGUGUCAUACCUGAAGGGUGUCCGUCAGAUUGCUUAUACCAAGCACGAUCCGUAUCCUCUUCGACCUAGAACAUCCCUUAGAUUUUCGAACCAGUCAAAACAAAGUUCCACAAGCUUGGGGACUCCCGAUAAUUCGGACCUCGUUCUCCCUAAUCUUGAAGCUUGGAAUAAUCAGGUAAAGCAACAUUUGGACAUCUGGACUGAGUGGUCUCUAAUGAUCACUACGCUCCGGCCCUUGGAGUUCUCCUGCGAAAAUGAUGAAUUCUUGAGUGAUUCGGCAAGAAUUACGCUACGAAACGGAACUGAAGUUUCCGGUAUAUAUGAAGCCCGCGAUUUCAACCUCACCGAGCAGACCAUGAAUGAGUACAUCGCCAACGUCACCAUAUCUGCGCUCACUCUGAAAAUCGGAAAGAACAAAACCCAGGUAAACGUCACCGAAUACCACACGACCUACGACUUUUCCGCACCCAUCAAUCUCAUUUUACCCUACGCACUUUCUCUAGCAAUUGGCAUAGUGUUCGUGGCCAUUGGGAUCUGGUCUUGGUCGCAGAACGGAACUUCAGCAUUUGAUGGAGGCUUCCUGCAGGUCAUGGCCACCACCGUCGGGCGGACGCAGAUGGAGGAUCUCGCUAUAGCACACCAAACAAGUAAUAAUGGAGACUACAAAUCCAAAGAGCUAAUGGAUCUGAGAGUCCGGUAUGGGGAACUAGUAGAUGCCGAAGGUGUAGGUACGGGGCUAGCGGCUUUUGGGACGAUAGAGGAGACGAAGAUGUUGAGGAAAGGCUGGCACUCGGGAUAA
Molecule: messenger RNA, 1941 nt
Organism: Cucurbitaria berberidis CBS 394.84
Lineage: Eukaryota; Fungi; Ascomycota; Dothideomycetes; Pleosporales; Cucurbitariaceae
Exons: 4
Coding region: 1-1941 (646 amino acids)
Source: RefSeq, a predicted model, not a curated record